Molecule: messenger RNA, 1299 nt
Organism: Purpureocillium lilacinum
Lineage: Eukaryota; Fungi; Ascomycota; Sordariomycetes; Hypocreales; Ophiocordycipitaceae
Source: RefSeq, a predicted model, not a curated record
AUGGCCAUGGCAGCAGCAACAUUGGCAUCGACGUCGGCACCGGUCGCCUUCGCUCCUUUGAUGGCGCCCGAGAAGCUGUCCGUGACGACAGCCAUCAUCGGCCUCCUCGCCGUGGGUGGGCGCACGAUUGACGCCAUCUGGGAUCUCAACCUGCCCGCGACCAAGGUCACACCGUACCUCAACCAGGCGCUGCAGGAGAUCAAGCAGGCCCGCUCGACGGUGCACAUCCUCUACAAGACGUUUGCGCUGCUCGAGUCGGCGCGGCUGCCCUUUCCUGAGCGCGGCACCUGGAUCGCCGUCGACGAUCUCAUCGCCACCCUCACCGACACCGUCCUCGCCUUCUCCGACCUGCAGACCCUCUGUGCGCAGCUCGAGGCGCAGCGGCAGGGCCUUCUCGUGUCGGAUGGGCCAGCGCCCUCGUGCAACGCUGGCGAUGCCGACUGUGGCCAGAAGAUAACCGCGCUGUGCGCCCGCAUCCGGUGGCACAACCUGUCCAUGACGAUGAUGAUGACGAUACUGAAAUGCCCAGGCGAAGCCGAUGCCCAGAACGCCCGGGUGGGGCUCGAGCACCGCAUGACACGCCUGCUCACCUCCAACACCGUCCUCGCCGCCCGCAUGCGCCAGCUCGACGACGUCUUUGACGAGGGCGGCAUCAACAGGGAGUCGCUGCCGCAUUACUCACCACCUGCCCGCAAUCCUCAACCACAGUCACCUCACCAGUCAGCCUUGGCGACAACGCCAACGGCAACAGCAAUCCCGUCCUCAUCAUCGCCGCCGCCGCCUGGGACCGACGACAUCACGCCCGUGCCUUCGUCGCCCACCCGGACCCGUGUCCAGACUCCCCUCUCCGGCUAUACCCUCGCCGGCAUCCCCGUCCUCUCCAUCAUCCCUCUGCCCAUCACCACCAUUGAAAUCUUUGAUGGGCCCGACGUCUAUACCUUUGCCUAUGCCCGCCGUGUCGGCCGCGAUCUCGGGGAGUUGAUGCAGUGCCAGGCAGGCCAGGGCACGACCCGCUCCCUCGGCGUCGUGCUCGGCCGCUCCGCCAAUGGCUCCGACGCAGCCGGCAGCUUCAGCACUGGCGGCAGCAGCACCUCUACUACCGGCGCCAACAGCAUUGGCGGCUGUGAGCCCGCCGUGUUGCUACAGGAGCCGUCUCCGCCACCACAGGAAGACCAGGACCGCCAGCUGCAGCAACAGCAGCAGCAGCAGCAGCAGCAGCAGCAGGACACCCCGGCCAAGAAAAAGAGGUUGCGGUUCCGCAAAAUAGUCAACGUGAAGCACCGAUGGCGAGCCUUUUGA